Clavispora lusitaniae ATCC 42720 is the source of this 1476-nucleotide messenger RNA. Its product is annotated as Zn(II)2Cys6 transcription factor. Gene Ontology annotation, molecular function: transcription cis-regulatory region binding; DNA-binding transcription factor activity, RNA polymerase II-specific; zinc ion binding. The record is from RefSeq and is a predicted model, not a curated record. Gene Ontology annotation, biological process: positive regulation of transcription by RNA polymerase II. Lineage: Eukaryota; Fungi; Ascomycota; Pichiomycetes; Serinales; Metschnikowiaceae. Gene Ontology annotation, cellular component: nucleus.
AUGGGUAAUGUCGCCUUAGAAACGACCCUACUAGAACCUGUCUUAGAUCCCGUUCUAGAGAUUUCUCGUGAGGACUACAUUUCGGGGUCGAUACAACAGUUCACUUUGCAAGAUAGUGUUCCUCUUCCAGCACACCCCAUCCCAUCUACUGGGCCGCUUGUUUCCUUGGAAGGCUUUGAACCUCCCGUGGGCAAUCAUGCAACGGAAUCUUGUGACCCGGUAUCUUCAGAGAAUCUUCAGCUAAUAGGCUCGUCUGCAGUGACUUUGGGUACAACACCUUUGAGUGGACCUAGCGGAUGGAUGGGUGUUUCAGAAAUGCCCGAGCAUUCUGUCUUGAUGGACUCAUUUUUCGGUGGUUUUCUACCCAGUGUCUCACCUCAGUUUUGUGAUCCUCGACUUUCCCCGAGCGCUGUUUUCGUUCCACAAUUUGUGGCGGACCCACUCUUGAAAGAGGUCUUUUAUGCAUGCGGAGCUGCUUAUCUCUCGAAUACUGUGCCAGGAAUGAGAGAACUUGCACAAGAGAAAUAUGAGCAAUGCCUAAUGCAAUUCUCUCAUAGGGUUGACCAGAGCGUAGGUGACGCUCAAGACUGGAUGGUUGCUGUUGCACUUCUUCUUUGUUUGAGAGACAAAUUCAUAGGCACAACUCCCGAAAUAUCUGCUAUCCAUUUAGCUAAAACGCUACGACUCAUUCGUGAACUUCGAAAGAGUACUGAAGGUGUAUCGGUCAACCUCAAGGUCUUCGUUGAGAGCUUUUUGUUCAAUUACAGUGUGAUGAUCAUCACUGGAGGAGAAAGUGUGCUGAAGUUUCUUCCGAGCCCUUUUGAAAUAUUCGAUGAGGUGAGGCUGAUUUUGGAUUAUCAUCCUUAUCAAUGCCCUGUGCCAUGGAUGGAGAAUCCUGUCUUUGGAGCAGCUACAAAAACGGUGGAAAUAGCCGCUAAGCUGUCAUGGCUACUAUCGCAGUAUCCAUUGAAUGAUGCAGAUAUGGCUUUAGCUUGUAACUUGCUUUCAGAGACAUACAAGAUAAGAUAUCCUCCUAUGGCACCUGACGCUGAAAUUCGUCUUGGUUCACAAUCAUAUUUCAUGCUUCAGGAGAGUGUUACGGUUAGUGAAAUCGUAAGACACUCCUGCCAACUUCUAUUAAUGCGGCUAAUUAUACCCAACCUUGAGCUGCUGCAUAUUUCCAUUAAGCAAAAAGUAGCUUUAAUCUAUGACAUGAUGAAAGGAUUGUCGGAAGAUUCGCCUUUGUGGGUCAUCCUUGGAUGGCUGAUGAUGAUAACGGGACUUAAUUCUAUUCAGCCUGAUCAUCGAUCAUUCCUUAUCCAUUCUUUAUACCGCUGCGCAAGUAAGUUUCAUGCAGCCUUUCUAGUUCAAAUUGCAGAUUUCCUAGAGAAAGUUUGGAUUGCCAACAAUGACUCUCAAGAUUUUGGAUGGAGCGUCAUUUUUGAUAAAAAACUUCUCUCAAAUAUCUGCAUUUAA